Messenger RNA from Drosophila busckii, 1237 nucleotides. RefSeq lists its product as uncharacterized. The record is from RefSeq and is a predicted model, not a curated record. The coding region runs from base 115 to 534 and encodes 139 amino acids. The transcript has 2 exons. NCBI's taxonomy places the organism in Eukaryota, Metazoa, Arthropoda, Insecta, Diptera, Drosophilidae.
CACGUACUGCAGAGCUUGCUGAUAGAGGCGGAGAACAUUGUAAACUCUCGCCCUCUUACGCACUUGCCAAUAUCUGUGAAUCAAGAAGCGCCUCUAACGCCAAACGACCUACUGAUGGGUGCUGCAAACGCACCAGAUACACGUGUCACCGACGGGCAGAAGCUUGAGCGAAGAACUACAAGGAAGCAGUGGCGAAUAGCACGCAUGUUGAGGGACCGCUUCUGGAAGCGAUGGGUCCAUGAGUAUCUGCCUACGCUCAUGCGACGCGAGAAAUGGUGCAGGCGCACCAAGCCGACGCGCGUAGGAGAUAUAGUGUUCCUCUGCGAUCCAGAUAUGCCGCGCCGAGAAUGGCGCAUGGGAAUCGUUGAGGAAAUCUACGCUGGAGCAGAUGGAGUAGCGCGACGGGCUAGUGUGAGAGUGACUGACGGCAACUAUGGCCGCCUGAUGGUGCGUCCCGUCUCCAAACUAGCCGUUUUGGAUGUGAGUGAAGCAGUUCCUUCACGGGGGAGGGUAUGUCGCGGGACGACCAAUUAGUAUUUAAGUAUCGAUAGUUUAUUGCGAUUAUUGUGACGGUCACACCGUCUAGUAUAAAAACAGCUGUGAGCGAUAGGAUCGUUCUUGUUAAGUUUAAAGAGUUUAGAGGGAGUCACUGCGAAUAAAAUCCACCGAUAACUACAUACAUCGAGUUCUACGCCAAUGAACGUGGGUUCCAACGCAACCUCUAAAUUCGAUCGACGACAGCAUUUAUAGUUAAGUUAUUGUGUGUAUUAUCAGAUCAAGUAAAAAUCAAUUCGAUAGCAUCAUGAUCUACAAACCAGAGAACGGUAUGGGUACCAGCAAAGUCCCGAAAGAUACGGCCAAAGGAAAAUGUGCGCGCUCACAAAAUGCGCUCGGCUCUCUCUCUCUCUCUCUCUACAUUGGCAGCGGCGCUGACGAGACAGCAAGUAGCAAAGCACACAAAAAUAAUUUUGAUUUUUUUGUGUAUUUCUUCGGGAGUUUGUUUGUUACCCAUGCAAUAAUUUUAGGCUAACCAUGAAAAAAAUUGUCGUACAUGGUACAUGGUAAUUUUUAGGGCAGAUGCACUUAUGCCGUUCUGUGGUACAAGCCAUGGUGGAUGACUCUAUUAGAUCAGCUCGUCAUAAUGGAUCAAGAAUAUAUGUACUUUAUGGGAUAUACUGUUUGACUCUCCCAAUAUAUGUAAAUGCUUAAACAACUUUAUAAAAAACUUAAUUUUUAA